AUGAUCGGCACAAAAUUAAGAGCAUGUUAUCCUACAGUCACUGGUCUGAUGGCUUGGAGGGUGAUCGUCGGUAGAUUGCUAAGACGAAGCAUGAUUUACAUUUACGGUCUGAUGGCUUGGAGUAACAUCGUCAGAAGAUGUGCUCAAAGAUUUUUUGAGCGCAUUUUGUCAUUGAUGCGUUGUCAAGAUGAUCGGCACAAAAUUAAGAUAAGUAUUAUUCUAACGGAUGGUGACUCAGAUGAGGAGGUGAGGGAUGAGGAAUUAACUAAACAAACCACACUACUCAGUUUCUUCCAUCCAACACAGAAGUCCCAGGACUUAAAUGAAAAUGAAAUGGAACCAGAGGAGGAAUCUUCAAACUACAUACCCCCAACCACCAGAGGCGCAGUAAAGAGACCCAUCCCAACCAGCUCCCUAGGCCGCAAAACCAAGGAAGGGAACAAUACCAUCAUAUUCAGCUGCCUCAAGGGGACGGAUGAAUUGAAGAAGAGGGUCACCUUUUCCCUUGACAACAACACAAAGCUAAUAGAUGGGUAUCUGGUUCAUAAGAACAUAAUCAUCAACCCAUCCCCCAAGGAACAGAACAGACAGAUGUCAGUGGACAUUUUUAAGCAUAUCCUCCCAUUCCAGGAUGCCAAUUGUAACAGGGAAAACAUAAAAAAGGACCCACACCCACUCCUCAAGUCGUUCAUGAGGAGACAGAACAUAUUGAAUAAUGCCUGUAGGAAUGAGGAGCACUGCACGUGCAUCAGAUCAUUCAUGGAGGCAUACAGGAUUCAUAAGGUGAGCAAACCGAACGUGAAGAAGACUAAAGAGUACAUAUUGAUCAGGCCGUACUGCCCCACUUUGAUAACCAUAUACCAUAAGAUUCAUCUGGCAAUGAUUAAAAACAAUAUCAUCUGCAACGAGAAAGAAAUAACAGUAGCGCAUAAGGUACAAAGAAACCUGGGCAGAAACCUGUUCGGUAGGAUAUAA
This is a messenger RNA of Helobdella robusta, 975 nucleotides long. RefSeq lists its product as hypothetical. The transcript is spliced from 5 exons. Lineage: Eukaryota; Metazoa; Annelida; Clitellata; Rhynchobdellida; Glossiphoniidae. The record is from RefSeq and is a predicted model, not a curated record. The coding region runs from base 1 to 975 and encodes 324 amino acids.